AUGGCAAAAAACUUGGACAUGAUAUUACAUUGGACAUUGCCCAUGGCUAUGAAGACUCGAGAUGAAGGAAAAGAAAAGGCACUCUGGGUGUUGCAAGGAGGUCCAGGAGCUUCUUCCACAGGCGUUGAAAGUCUGAUGAAUACGAUGUUCUUACAACUAGAAAGACAAGUCAGUGUGUAUACUUUUGACCACAGAGGAACGGGUAGAAGCGCUAGAUUGCAGUGUCUUGCAGCACAAGCAGGAGCAUUGGGCAGUCCAGGAGGAUCGGCCAUUCGGCUGGAUGAAUUGCCUGCAUGUAUGGACGAUAUACGCUUUCAGAUUGACAACCAGACAGCUGCUUUUUCUGUCACAAGCGCAGCGAAGGACUUGGCGGCCAUAAUUGACUAUGAGCUUAGUGACCAGGAUGUCUACGUGUAUGGUCUCAGUUAUGGCACCUACUUGACCGAGAGACUAAUGCACUUUCCUCCAUCAAGUGUGCGUGGUUUUUCAGUGGACGGCAUUGUUUCCGAAAGCGGAAAAUCGGUGGAAGAACGGUCUACGUUUUCGAAUUGGGACCGUGAUGUCGGCAUCGUGGGAGAUCGGUUCCUCGCUGCCUGUAUGGUAGAUGAAUUUUGCAAGAGUAAAUUCUCAAAUGUCACGGACCUUGCAGCGUUCGUACAUGAGUUGUACAAUAAACUUGAUGCUGCUGUGACCGAUGGCAGCAGUGGUACGAAGGCCUGUGCAGAGGUCUUGGCUAAGAACGGCAAUAAACCUUCUUACUUGCUGCGUUCUGCUUUCGGUGAAUAUCUCAUGUCGGACCGCAUGCGUAUCGCGAUCCCAGCUGUGAUAUACCGUGCAUCUCGCUGUACUGAUGAAGACGCCGAUGCUCUUGCUUAUUUUGCGGAAGGAUUCAUCGCUUCCAAAGACGACCGUGAAUUUGGUGAUCCUGAGCCAGAGGCUUUGCUUUUUGACUCGGACAUGCUUUACUACCUGAUUGUGUUUUCCGAGAUGUGGGAAACUCCCACACCAGAUAAGGCGACGCUUAUUAAUUGGUACGAAAACUCCACGAUGGCGUCGGACAAUUACCUAUCACUCCCCUACUACUGCAUAUUUACGGGCAGUCGAGAACAUGCAUGCCAGGAGCUGGUUCAUCUCCCUGUGGCUCGACCUUUGGUAUACGAGCGUGACCAAUAUUGGAACACAACACCUGAACUGCCUCAUGGUGUCACUGCAUUGCUUAUGACGGGUGGGAUGGAUCUGCAGACACGACGUAUGUAUGGCGAAUUAGAGUACGAAAUGAUGGCCGGUGAACGGAUGCUCGUGAAUUUUGACGAUGCUGGACAUUGCACGACUUUUACAACCCCAACGAGCGACGGUGGUGUGACCUGCGGCGUACGCAUUUUGACGUCUUACGUGAAAGAAAAUGGUGUGUUGAAGAACGUGGACACUAGCUGUAUGAACAAUCUCAACCCAAUGAAAUUUUUAGUAAACAGUGUUGAUGCCCAAGAAGUUUUCGGCACGAGCGAUUUGUAUGAGAAUGUGAAGACAGAUUGGUAA
Peronospora belbahrii is the source of this 1536-nucleotide messenger RNA. The record is from the annotation of a GenBank genome assembly. NCBI's taxonomy places the organism in Eukaryota, Oomycota, Peronosporomycetes, Peronosporales, Peronosporaceae.